UAAACAUCCCGUCGGCGAAAAUGAAAGUUAGAAAUGGUGGUGAUGUGAAAGAUUUAGUGGGUCGUGGUUGCAAGACAAAAUGUAGCAAUGAACCCUGAAGUUUGUGAGGUGCAGAUGAGAGCAAGGAACUGGAUGUCGAAUGCAACCAAGAGUGUUCCGCUGGACCUUUUCAGUGAUGAGACAGACAUCUUUGCCUUUGGUGACUGCUCAGCACCAAAGGAAGAACCAGGAAUACGCUUUCGUAAAAUUCCAAAUCAGAAUGUAGUGCAUCGUUUGAUGAACAGAGAAAUUAAUGCAGCAAAAUCAGGAAAUCAGUUUCAUCAGGCCAGAAAGUUUUACACCAACGUUUUUCCUAAUUACACUGUCAUCAACGUUGAGAAACCACCAUGCUUCCUCAGGAAGUUUUCACCUAGUGGACGCUAUUUUAUAGCAUUUUCCUCAGACCAGACAUCAAUAGAAAUAUAUGAGUUUCAAGGUUCAGCUUCAGCGGAAGAUCUCAUCAAUAACCAUAAAGGCGAUGUUCUAUCAGUGUCCUCGGAUCAGGCAUCGCAGCAAGUUCGUAAUGAGUUGUUCGAGAGGUUCUUUAAGUUAAGACAUACAACAACUGUUGCCCAGAAUGGAGAGCAUUUGAACCGGGAGUGUAGCUUGUUUACUGAUGAUGGGAACUAUGUCAUCGUCGGAUCAGCUGUGUAUCUCCCGGAAGACCCCCACCCUCAUUUCCAUGACAUGUAUCGCAAUAACGAGUCUGUCCCGCCAAACCAGAGAUCACCAUUGGAGGACUAUUCUUUGCAUCUUGUGGAGCUGGAGACCGGUAGACUUUGCGACAGACGGCGCUUCAAGUGUGAUAAGAUCUUCCUCUCUCACAACCAGGGCCUGUACUUGUACAAGAACACGUUGUCAGUUCUGUCUGUGCAACAGCAGACAAUUCACAUCUUUCAAGUGACUGCUGAUGGUCAGUUUGUUGAUGUUCGAAGCAUCGGCCGCUUCUGUUAUGAAGAUGAUGAACUCCUGUACAGACAGGGCUUGGACCCACGUAAUCGGAAUCAUCCCCGCAGUGAAGAGACAGUCAAUUCACUCAAACACAGAUUGUUAGUGUUCUUGUUUAAUAGGGCUAGACAUGAAGGUACCUUGUUUGCUCUUAGGAAAUUCUACCAAUACUUUGACCAGUUCAGAGCACUGCGAAUGUGGAAGAUGCAGUUGCUAGAUGAGAAUCAUUUGCUGAUCAAGUAUGCUAGUGAGGAUGUUGUUACUCUCCGCAUCCCAGAUCCAAACUCACAACCAUCGUUUUUUGUAGUCUAUAAUAUGAUCACAACUAAAGUCAUAUCAGUGUUUGAAAACACAUCAGAAGAACUCCUUGAGCUCUUUGAGAAUUUUUGUGACCUUUUCCGCAAUGCAACACUCCACAGUGAAGCACAGUUCACAUGUUCUGUGUCCAGUAACAUCUAUGCCUGGCAGAUCCAGCAGAGAUUCAAACAAACAAUCAUCAAUGCAAAGUUUGGAGGCCGAGUUGAGGCAAUCCGCCGUCUGCUAGCACAGCUUCCAAUCAGUGCACAGUCCUACAGCAGCUCCCCCUACCUGGAUCUGUCCCUCUUCAGCUAUGAUGAAUUUUUCCUUAUCCUGACUCAUCCAUCUGACCCAUCUAAGGAGUCCAUUCCAGACUGCCAGUCUGACUGCUCAGACCAUUCCUGGCAGACGUCUAAUCAGUCCCAGGACUAUAUGGAACCGACUGAAGGAACACAACAUCGGGCCCCAACGGCCUGCAAUACGUCCACUUCUAAUCCGACAUCACCGACAGGUUGUGGUAUGCUUUGUGGCCAGCCAGCUCUACAGUGA
Haliotis rubra (blacklip abalone) is the source of this 1833-nucleotide messenger RNA. RefSeq names its product DET1 homolog. NCBI's taxonomy places the organism in Eukaryota, Metazoa, Mollusca, Gastropoda, Lepetellida, Haliotidae. Gene Ontology annotation, biological process: protein ubiquitination; positive regulation of proteasomal ubiquitin-dependent protein catabolic process. The coding region runs from base 88 to 1833 and encodes 581 amino acids. Gene Ontology annotation, cellular component: nucleus; cullin-RING ubiquitin ligase complex. Gene Ontology annotation, molecular function: ubiquitin-like ligase-substrate adaptor activity; ubiquitin protein ligase binding. The transcript has 4 exons. The record is from RefSeq and is a predicted model, not a curated record.